Epithele typhae is the source of this 318-nucleotide messenger RNA. Its product is annotated as mitochondrial ribosomal protein L31. Gene Ontology annotation, cellular component: mitochondrial large ribosomal subunit. Lineage: Eukaryota; Fungi; Basidiomycota; Agaricomycetes; Polyporales; Epitheliaceae. The record is from RefSeq and is a predicted model, not a curated record. Gene Ontology annotation, molecular function: structural constituent of ribosome. Bases 1 to 318 code for a protein of 105 amino acids. The transcript is spliced from 4 exons.
AUGUUCGGGGCAUUCAGGCCAUCACAACCCAGCUUCGUCGGUCUUCUGUGGAAGACACCAUGGAAACUGUCACGUACGCGCAAGGCCAACGCCCGGUUUCGGUUGAAGCGGGUGGACUCGGUCAUUGAGGCCGUCGAGGCAAGCGGUGUGCACUGUGCUGCCCUGGACAAGGCUCUGGAGCUGCCCAAGGAGCACGAAAUGCCCGCACGGGACAAGUACACCGUGUUCUCAAAACACGCGAAAAACUACCGCAAGGGUAUUCACAAGGUUCCGAAAUGGACUAGACUUACGCUCAGAACAAACCCGAAGGGUUUCUAA